CAACAACAGAUCCACUGUAUGCCUCUUCUCUAGGAAGCUCUCUCUCUGUCUCUCUCUCUCUCUCUCUAUUAAAGUAGAGUAGCAGUGUGAGUGAGCGAGUAGUGGUUUCUACUUUUUCUCUUUUUUCUAGAAAGGUUGCGUGUGAAGUUUUGUACUGUAAUUAUUAUGCAUGUGCUGGUGGUGGCUGCAGAGUGAUUCCAUUCGGAUAGGAGAGAGAACGGACUACGAUGGCGAAGUGCCACCGGAACGAUGCUGGAUCGGUGGACCUGGACGCCGCCGGGAACUACCGCCUGUGGACAGCUUUUUCCGGCGCUUCAUUCCGGAAGAUGAUCAUCGACUCCAUGCGGUGCGGUGCGGCGAGCCUGAAGAGAUCGGAAUGCGGAUCCGAAUCGAAGAAGAAGAAGAAGAAGGGGGGAUCGGAGAAAUUGUUGGAGUUGAUGAGGAGGUCGGAGAAGGUGGAGGCGUUGGAGGAGUUGAAGAUGGCGGUGAAGAGAUUGCAAUGCGAUGAUGUUUUGUGGGGAGCGAUUGAUGUCAGGAGGCUGACGAAGGAGAAUUCGGAGGCCAGAAUUGAUCUCGCAUUGCUCGGAGCAAUUUCGCCUCUCGUGGUUUUGCUUGAUUCGGAGGAUGUUGAUGCUCAGAUUGCUUCUCUCUAUGCUCUUCUCAAUCUCGGAAUCGGCAAUGACAAAAACAAAGCUGAUAUUGUUAAAGCAGGUGCUAUUCACAAGAUGCUAAAUCUAAUUGAAUCACCAAAUGGGUCUCCCAACCCAGCUGUUGCAGAAGCAAUAGUUGCAAAUUUUCUAGGCUUAAGUGCGCUAGAUUUGAAUAAACCGGUUAUUGGUUCUUCAGGUGCAAUCCCAUUUUUGGUGAAAAUCUUAAAAGAUUCGGAUAAAACAAGUAGUACUCAAGCCAAGCAAGACUCUCUACGAGCGCUUUACAACCUUUCAAUCUCACCUUUGAAUAUAUCGUUGAUUUUAGAAACUGAUUUGGUACCAUCUCUCUUGAGUUCACUAGAGGACAUGGACUCAAGUGAGAGAAUCCUCUCGAUUGUAUGCAAUGUUGUUUCGACACCAGAAGGUCGAAAGGCAGUCAGCAUUGUGCCAGAUGUGAUUACAAUUCUAGUUGAUGUGUUGAAUUGGACUGACUCAUUGGGGUGUCAAGAGAAGGCAACGUACAUUUUGAUGGUUAUGGCACACAAAUCAUAUGGAGAUAGACAAGCCAUGAUUGAGGCUGGAAUUGUUUCAUCGCUGCUUGAGUUGACGCUUUUGGGUAGUACAUUAGCACAAAAAAGGGCUUCAAGGAUUUUGGAGUGUUUGACAGUAGAUAAGGGAAAGCAAGUGUCGGAAAACUUUGGAAGUGGCAUAGGUCCUUCUGUGUCCACUCCUAUGUGUGGAUCUUCUUCGUCUUCUGCAGACCCGAAUUUCCAAUUGAAGGAGUGUUCAGAUGAGGGAGAAAUGAUGAUGGGAGAAGAGAGAAAAGCUGUGAAGCAAUUAGUCCAACAGAGCUUGCAGAACAACAUGAGGAGGAUUGUGAAAAGGGCCAAUUUGCCUCAAGAAUUUGUUCCAUCCAAUCAUUUGAAGGCGCUCACUUCUAUUUCAACUUCUAAGAGCUUACCAUUUUGAGAAAAGAUUGCUCAAAUUCAAAAACUAGGGAGAAGAUGCAGGGAGAGAUUUAGCAAACACGGUUCGGAUAAGGAAGAAUCUCUAAUAAAAAUUCAUCAGCCAUUGUCAUCCGACAAGGUGUAUGUAUAUAUUCAUUAUAUAUUAAAAGAUAUGAUAUGAUAUAAUGUUCAUGGUGAGGAGUUGUUUUGGCCUAGUGAAUUUUUAGUUCUGUGUCCUGUGGUUUAAAUUGUUCUGUAACUAAAGUUUUCUGUUUUGUGGUAAAUAUUAAUAUUCAGUGUGUUUGAUUUGA
Molecule: messenger RNA, 1908 nt
Organism: Camellia sinensis
Lineage: Eukaryota; Viridiplantae; Streptophyta; Magnoliopsida; Ericales; Theaceae
Molecular function (GO): protein binding
Source: RefSeq, a predicted model, not a curated record